Molecule: messenger RNA, 2118 nt
Organism: Lottia gigantea (owl limpet)
Lineage: Eukaryota; Metazoa; Mollusca; Gastropoda; Lottiidae
Exons: 15
Coding region: 178-1848 (556 amino acids)
Biological process (GO): protein O-linked glycosylation via mannose
Molecular function (GO): glucuronosyltransferase activity; xylosyltransferase activity
Source: RefSeq, a predicted model, not a curated record
CAGGUGGUACAAGUAGCUAUUGUUUGUGCUGGUCAUAAUUCUACCAGAGAUGUUGUCACUCUAAUCAAAAGUAUUUUAUUUCAUCGAAAAAAUCCACUUCAUUUUCACUUUGUAUCAGAUACAGUAGCAGAGUUAAUAUUAAAAACUUUAUUUGAAACAUGGAAUGUUGCUGAAGUAAUGUACAGUUUUUAUCCAGCUGAUCAAGUUAAGCCUGAUAUAGCGUGGAUACCAAAUCAUCAUUAUUCUGGUAUAUUCGGUUUAAUGAAACUAACUUUACCUAAAUUACUGCCAAAAGAUAUGGAAAAGGUGAUAGUAUUAGAUACUGAUGUUACAUUCUCUACUGAUAUAGCUGAAUUAUGGAAAAUAUUUAGAAUUUUAAAAGAUAAACAGAAUAUGAUAGGUUUAGUUGAAAACCAAAGUGAUUGGUAUUUAGGAAAAUUAUGGAAAAACCACCGACCUUGGCCAGCUUUGGGACGUGGAUUCAAUACAGGAGUCAUAUUAUUAGAUUUAAAAGCAUUACGUGAAAUUGGCUGGAUGCAGAUGUGGAAAUUAAUAGCUGAGAAAGAAUUAAUGACAAUGUUAGCUACUUCAUUGGCUGACCAGGAUAUAUUCAAUGCUGUUAUUAAACAACAUCCAUAUUUAGUAUUAAAGCUACCAUGUCAAUGGAAUGUACAACUUAGUGAUAAUACAAGAUCAGAACAUUGUUAUAGUGAGGUAUCAGAUUUAAAGAUUAUUCAUUGGAAUUCUCCCAGAAAGAUGAAAGUCAAGAAUAAACAUGUAGAAUUUUUUAGGAAUAUGUAUUUAACAUUUUUAGAAUAUGAUGGUAAUUUAUUACGUCGAGAAUUAUUUGGUUGUGGAACAACUGGCUCCUCUAGUCAAGUAGAAGAACAGAUCAAUGCUAUAAAUGAAGAUGAUGAAUGUUAUGAUUUUAGAAGAGAGCGUGUGAUCGUACAUAGAACACAUUUAUAUUAUUUAGACUAUAACUAUACACCUUCAGAUGAUGAUGUCACUCUAGUCGCUCAGUUGAGUAUGGAUCGAGUUCAAAUGUUAGAGUUAAUAUGCCAACAUUGGGAAGGUCCUAUUAGUAUAGCAUUAUAUAUAUCUGAUGCUGAAGCUCAACAGUUUUUACGUUACGCCCUAGGGUCAGACACGUUAAUGGCACGUAAAAAUGUUGGAUAUCAUGUGGUAUAUAAAGAUGGGCAAUUUUUUCCAGUGAAUUAUUUACGUAAUGUGGCCUUAAAUCAAGUAAGAACACCCUAUGUGUAUUUAUCUGAUAUAGAUUUUCUACCUAUGUUUGGUUUAUAUGAAUACUUAAAGAAAGCAGCUCCAAUGAUGGAUCUUAAGGAACAAAAGAAGGCAUUGAUAGUUCCAGCUUUUGAAACACAAAGAUAUAGAUUAACAUAUCCUAAAUCUAAAUCUGAACUAUUAUCUAUGUUACAUAUGGGUAGUUUGUUUACAUUCAGAUUUCAUGUUUGGCCUCAAGGACAUUCUCCAACUAAUUUUGAUAAAUGGAGAACUGCAACAACACCAUAUACUGUGAAUUGGGAAGCUGAUUUUGAACCCUAUGUAGUAGUCAGAAGUGAUAUACCAAAGUAUGAUCAGAGGUUUAUGGGAUUCGGAUGGAAUAAAGUUUCACAUAUCAUGGAAUUAGAUGCUCAAGGGUAUGAGUUUGUUGUUCUUCCAAAUGCAUUUAUGAUACACAUGCCACAUGCACCUAGUUUUGAUAUUGCAAAAUUUAGAUCAAGUUCCUUAUAUAGAAGGUGUUUAAAAUCACUGAAAGGGGAAUUCCAAAGAGAUUUAUCCAAGAAAUAUGGAAUAAAAGCUUUAAAGUAUUUAUCUGUGGAAUGAAGGAACUAGAAUGUUCACUGCCAGAGAUUUUAUCUUGUGAUUUUAAAUAUUCACAAAUUAAGGAUGUGCACAAGAAAUGUCCUGAAAGUUCCAUCAUUAGAUGAAACUCUGAGAUUAAAUUAUACAUUACUGCCAUAUCUAAAUCAACAGACCAUCAGAUAUAUCUGAUAUGUGAGGUGUGAUUCUUAGUGCCAAACAGUUUAGUUUUCCAUUGAAAUGCCAACAUGAUUGGCUAAAACAGUCAAUAAAAAAGGCUGGUGCUAAAAAAAA